AUGCUGUCGGCUCUUUUCGCCCCGAUUCAAGACUGCGACGAGACCUUCAACUACUGGGAGCCCACCCACUAUCUUAGCCAUGGCUACGGCCUUCAAACCUGGGAGUACUCUCCAGAGUUUUCAAUCAGAAGCUGGCUCUACAUUGGCCUACACGCAAUAGUUGGAAACAUUCGCAGGCUUCUCCCACAGACGACUAAGCUCGACGAAUUCUACUUUGUCCGAUAUGUACUCGCCUUCGGCUGCGCCCUAUGCCAAACUUUACUGUUCAGAGUCAUCAGCCUUUCCCUCAAUGUGAGAGUUGGGAUCUUCUUUGUCUUGGCUCUCGCUACCAGCCCGGGCAACUUCCAUGCCAGCACCGCCUUCCUUCCCUCUAGCUUUGCGAUGUAUAUGUCUAUGUUGGGUGCCGCUUCUUUCAUGAAUUGGAGAGGGGGACUGAAGACAUCGCAAGGCAUGUUUUGGUUCGCGGUUGGUGGUCUCAUCGGUUGGCCAUUCGCUGCGGCCUUGUGUGCGCCGUUCCUAGUCGAAGAGGGCAUUUUCGCCCUUCUGAGUGACAAAGAUCGACUCAUUGAGGCCUUUAUCCGAGUCGGAAGGGGUGUGACUGCUGCAGUCGUCAUUGUUGCGGUCGACACGGUCAUCAACACAUUCUUCUACAAGAAGAUUGAGGUCAUCCCCUGGAAUAUCAUCAAGUACAAUAUCUUCUCUUCAAGCGGUGGGCCUAACCUCUACGGAACGGAGCCAUGGACAUUCUACUUCAAAAAUUUGGCACUGAACUUCAAUAUCUGGUUUAUUUUGGCCCUGGCUUCCUUGCCACUCUUCAUCUUGCAGAAGCUGAUCGCGCCGUCUGGGCGGGGUUUUCAGUCCGGACUACGAACCAUCGUUUUCCUUGCGCCAUUCUACAUGUGGCUUGGGGUUUUCACCUUGCAGCCACACAAGGAAGAGCGAUUCAUGUACCCUGCGUACCCUUUCCUCGCUUUGAACGCCGCUAUCGCAACACACAUCCUCCUUGGUGCAAUUGGCAACCCCAACCCUGGAUCACUUGCUAGCAAGAUUCCUGCGCGUCUGAAGCUCUUUGUUUUGAUAACAACCGGCCUCCUGGCCAUUGAUGUGAGCAUUGCCAGAAUCGUCGGUAUCUAUUCGGCCUAUCACGCGCCUCUAUCCCUCUAUAAGCCCCUAGGCGCCGGCGUCACAGGAGAGAUCGGCACAGUGGGUGGCCGAGAGGACAAUGUGUGCUUUGGCAAGGAGUGGUACCGAUUUCCGACUUCAUAUUUCCUGCCUCGGGAUAUGCACGCCAAAUUCAUCCGAUCCGAGUUCCGGGGCCUACUGCCUGGCGAAUUCUCAGAAGCGAGGACGGGCUUUGGAUUCUGGAGCGGAACCUGGCUGCCGGCAAUCGGCAUGAAUGACCGCAAUGAAGAAGACCUGGGCAAAUACGUAGACAUAAGGAUGUGUUCCUUCCUAGUGGACACUCAGUAUCCCUUGAAUGCAGAGAAAGGCUUGUCUUUGCCACCGAAUGAGCCAGACUACAUUGCGGAUUCCGAAAACUGGGACAUCGUCAAGUGUGUUCCAUUCCUCGAUGCCGCCAAUACGAGCUUCCUUCCAAGGGCACUUUGGCUGCCGGAUUGGGAUAUCAUCCCGGAGAAGUACCGGCGCAAGUGGGGCAGGCAUUGUCUACUCCAGCGGAAGAGGAAAUAA
Phaeoacremonium minimum UCRPA7 is the source of this 1689-nucleotide messenger RNA. RefSeq names its product putative glycosyltransferase family 22 protein. The record is from RefSeq and is a predicted model, not a curated record. The coding region runs from base 1 to 1689 and encodes 562 amino acids. The transcript has 3 exons. Gene Ontology annotation, cellular component: endoplasmic reticulum membrane. Gene Ontology annotation, biological process: protein N-linked glycosylation. Gene Ontology annotation, molecular function: alpha-1,2-mannosyltransferase activity. NCBI's taxonomy places the organism in Eukaryota, Fungi, Ascomycota, Sordariomycetes, Togniniales, Togniniaceae.